Molecule: messenger RNA, 1636 nt
Organism: Amaranthus tricolor (Joseph's coat)
Lineage: Eukaryota; Viridiplantae; Streptophyta; Magnoliopsida; Caryophyllales; Amaranthaceae
Product: ethylene-responsive transcription factor 3-like
Exons: 1
Coding region: 410-1066 (218 amino acids)
Biological process (GO): regulation of DNA-templated transcription
Molecular function (GO): DNA binding; DNA-binding transcription factor activity
Source: RefSeq, a predicted model, not a curated record
GACAAAAAAAAUACUCCACAUUCACAAAACACGUUUAAACGAUACUUCAUUCAUACUUCUUCGCUACUCCCUUCUUUGAAAGACCAAACACGGUUUAAAAUGAAAUAAAAAAGCACGAAAUGUUAGACAGACGGUAGAUGAUACUAUCAAAUUUAUUAAAACCACGCUUAUUUCAAGGUACAGUUUUCGAGAAAAGCAUACCCAACGCUUUUCUUUUCCUUUCAUAAAAUAAAAAUUAUUUCAAUUUUCUUCUUCUAAGGAGAGAGAAAUUAUGCCUUCCAUUCUUCCACCCACACAAUUUUCCUCCUCCUUCUAGAGAGAGAAACCUCCAUUUUUGUCCCUUCUUAUCAAUUCCAUUCAAAAUCCCCAUUUUUUUGAUCUGUUCCACUAUUUUUUCUGUUUUCAAAACAUGAGAAGAGGAAGAUUAAUGACGAAAACAACAGACCCAUUUCAAAACGGAUCUACACAGAUGGAUCCAUCAAAUAAUAUUAAAUACCGGGGAGUUCGUAAACGUCCAUGGGGUAGAUUCGCAGCGGAGAUCCGUGACCCGAGAAAAAAAACCCGGGUUUGGUUGGGUACAUUUGAUUCCGCUGAAGAUGCUGCUCGGGCUUAUGAUAAAGCCGCACGGCAAUUUCGUGGUCUUAAAGCUAAAACUAAUUUUCCUCUUUCUCCUCCACCGUUUUAUAGAAACGACGCCGUUUUAAUUGACGAUGAUGAUCAUCAUGAUGUUGAGAUGAUCCAACGGCCAGCAUCGAGUGGGAUGAGUUCCACGGUGGAAUCGUAUAACGCGUCACAGGUGAUUAGAAUUAGUCAAAAUACGACGCCAGUGAAGGUUAGAGUUGAAGAAGAUUGUAGAAGUGAUUGUGAUUCUUCUUCCUCUGUUAUCGAUGAAAUCAACGGUGAGGAUUGUGAUGAUAUUGGUUGUUCAUCUGUUGCCGUUGGAUUGGUUGUUGGUCAGAAGCAAGCUUUACCGUUUGAUCUGAAUCUUCCACCUAUUGACGGUGGUGAUGGGGGUCUGUUUUUUGGGUUUGAUGAUGAUUAUCAAGCGACGGCACUUUGUCUUUAACGGUAAAAAAUAAUGAUUUGAUAAUGAUGAUAAAUUUGAGAAAGAAUCAACAAAAAAAGGGAAAAAAAAAAUGGAAGAUUCUUUCUUAAUUCUCAAGAGUUUAUUUUAUGUUCUUUGAAAUUUUAUGAUGAAGAACAGAAAAAAAGAAAAAAAAAAUGGCUAUGAAAAAUUAGAUAUAAUAUGAUGUUAUAUCAUGAGUAACAAUUUCUAGUUUAUGUUCAUUUUUUAAGAAAAUUUUCCCCUUUUGAUUUUGGGAAAAACUUGAGAUGAUAUGAGAUCUGGGUUUCAUGAGUUGAAGGAAAAAGAUGAGAAAUUGGAAAGAAGUUGAUGAUUAUUAUGUAUGGAGGGGGAUUAAUGGUGGGUUAGAUAUGUAAUAAUAUUAGAAAAUGAUGAUUAUGAAGGGGUUAAUAUUAGGUUUGGUUUAGAGAUCAAUGCUAAUCACCCCAUUUUACCACAAUAUUAUAUAUUAAUUUAUCCCUUGUUGUUGAUGACUUGUAUUUGCAAAGAAAAAAGGGAAAAUUUCUAUGAGGAAUGAGUGAAACUUAAAAGAAAAAGAGGGUUUCUUGGUUA